CAUUCAAAUCAAACCAAAAAAGUUUGAUUUGGUUGUUCAUAAAUUUUGCAUCUUAAAAUUUGAAUUAGCUAUAUUGUUGAAUUGGUUAUCCUGAUUAUUUUAGUAAACGUACGGUAAAAUGAAACUAUCGAAAGUCUUGUGUCGUCAACACGUAGGGUUUAUGUUUAAAAGACAUUGGUUGAUACAAGGCAAACGCGUGCCGAUUGAUUUGGGGAUGGAAGAAAGUUUAAAAGCGAAAGGUAUUCCUGUUGAGGACGCUCUGGAGUUCGUGAAGGAGAAACCCGAACCUCGGGAGAGACUUGAAAUCAUAGGGCCGCAUGAACCAAUCAAGCCUCUAGAUGAAAACCAUCCAGAUUACAAAGAAAAACCAUGUUUGACACUUAAAAAUAGCAGUGUACUCUUAGAAGGCGUAUCACAAGCUCAAGUGUUGACAAAAACAAUAAUAGCAGAAGGAAGGCUACCUCACAAGAUUGAAGAGUUAGCGGAACUCGCUGCACCUAAAGCAGUUCAUGAAGGUGUAAAAAAAGCGAUCUUGAGUGCAAAUGUCUUUGACUGUGAACAAAAAAAGUUGCCCAAAAUAAAAGACUCUGUAAGACCAGCUUUCAACUUCCCAAGAAUAUUAGGCAUUUCUGAUAGAAGAAGAAAUGAAAUUCUCACUAAUAAAUUAGUGCAACUUGUAGAAAAAAGCAAUGAUGCAGAAGUAACUCAGAACAAAUAUGUUGUAAACGACGUUGACUGUCAAAGUAUAUUUGACAAAGAAGGUGAUUUGAUACAGUUUCAAGAUGUCUCCAAUAUUUUAGUCACAAGCAAUAAGCCUCUGAAGCAUGAACUAAAUGAAAGUGACAUACCUUUUAUCAAAAUACCAGAUUUGUAUCCAGUGAAACAUACUGUUACCUUACCACCCGAACACUUUUAUGAUGACAAUAGUAAAUAUCCCUUACGUCCAAGUGUUGCUAAAAAGCAUCCGCACACCACAUGGCUGCAUUUCAACAAAACAGAAGUUGGCAACCUUUAUGAGUCACCAGUCACUCAAACACAAAUAUUGGGUCGAUCACUGACACAUGCAUUCACUGUAGCGUCAGCAUAUGCAAAACAAAUACAUGGGGAGGAUGUAAAGGACCUACCUGAGCCAAUACAUAUAAACUGCAUUCAAACUGAUGGGCAACUCUUCCAUUUUGGCGUUUUUGAACUAAAUACUCUCAACGUAGAUGGUACAGAUGGAGUUAAAAAUAUUUGGUACACCAAAAAUAAUGUAAAAUUGUACGAUUCAAGCCGCUAUUUAAGUGGUAUGCCAGUAUUAGAGAAUUACAACCCUAAAGUGUAUAGUUACAUCAACGCUUUUUACAACUGUUGAGAAUAGUAUAGUACUGUAAAAUUUAAUAAAUAGAUAAUAGCAAAUC
This is a messenger RNA of Bicyclus anynana (squinting bush brown), 1400 nucleotides long. RefSeq names its product 39S ribosomal protein L37, mitochondrial (gene mRpL37). Gene Ontology annotation, cellular component: mitochondrion. Bases 119 to 1354 code for a protein of 411 amino acids. Lineage: Eukaryota; Metazoa; Arthropoda; Insecta; Lepidoptera; Nymphalidae. The record is from RefSeq and is a predicted model, not a curated record. The transcript has 5 exons.